ACUGCAGAUGUCAGCAAGGCCAGAUAUAUAAAAGAGCUUCCACACAGACACUGCUGCAGGUCACAGCUUCAGCACCAAACCUCCCAACAAGAUGGUGAAGAUUGUCUUUUAUGAGGACAGGAACUUCCAGGGUCGCUCCUAUGAGUGCAACUCUGAUUCCUCUGACUUGUCUUCAUACUUCAAUCGUUGUAACUCUAUCCGAGUGGAGAAUGGGAACUGGAUCCUGUAUGAGCUCCCUAACUAUAGAGGACACCAGUACUUCCUAAGAAGAGGAGAAUAUCCUGAUUUCCAGCAAUGGAUGGGAUACAAUGAUUGUAUUAGAUCCUGCCGCUUGACUCCUCAGCACCGUGGACCAUUCAGGCUUAGAGUGUAUGAAAGGGAAGACUUUAAAGGACAGAUGAUGGAGUUCACUGAAGAUUGCCCACAUGUCUUUGAGCAGUUCCGCUAUAACAACAUCCAUUCCUGCCAUGUGCAAGAUGGAUAUUGGGUCUUUUAUGAGGAGCCCAACUACAGAGGACGUCAGUACUACCUGAAACCUGCAGAGUACAGGAGAUACAGCGACUGGGGGGCAUCCAGCCCAAGAAUUGGUUCCUUCAAAAGGGUCCAAUACAUGCAUUAAAAGUACUAUUUAAAAUGCACUCUUCUGUGAUUAAAAUUUAAUAAACCUACUUAAACAAUAA
Rana temporaria (common frog) is the source of this 680-nucleotide messenger RNA. Its product is annotated as gamma-crystallin 1-like. Lineage: Eukaryota; Metazoa; Chordata; Amphibia; Anura; Ranidae. Gene Ontology annotation, biological process: visual perception; lens development in camera-type eye. The coding region runs from base 92 to 619 and encodes 175 amino acids. The transcript has 3 exons. The record is from RefSeq and is a predicted model, not a curated record. Gene Ontology annotation, molecular function: structural constituent of eye lens.